CGCCCUCGGCUCGUGUCUCCAGACUGAGCCCUCGGACUCCAUCUCCAGCGGUUGCCCACUCCGGGCUCCCGCGGCUUUGGCCAAGAAAGAGGUCGGAGAAGGCGGACACAGCAUCGAGGCGGAGACCCAGACCCAGACCCAGACCCAGACCCAGACCCAGACCAGCCGGGCCAGUGUGCAGGGAGGAGUGACCGAGGUUCAGUUUGGACCAAUGAAGAUCCAUCAGGAUCCUAUUCAGGUACUUCUAGUGUUUGCCAAAGAAGAUAGCCAGAGUAACGGGUUCUGGUGGGCUUGUGAUAAGGCCGGCUACAAGUGCAACGCUGCACGGACCCCUGAGGCUGCUCUGGAGUGUUUUUUAGACAAGAAUCACGAGAUCAUCGUCAUUGAUCAUAGACAUUCCAGAUAUUUCGAUGCUGAAGCUCUGUGUCGGUGCAUUAGAGCAACGACUCCUUCAGAAAAUGCUGCAAUCGUCGCUGUUGCAAAACGACCGCAAGGGGAUCAGGAGGAGAGCUCCGUGAUGCCACUGAUGGCUGCAGGCUUCACUCGGCGGUACAUAGAAAACCCCAGCAUUAUUGCCUGCUACAAUGAACUACUGCAGUUGGAGUUUGGGGAAGUGCGUGCACAGUUCAAGCUGAGGGCCUGCAAUUCAAUCUUCACUGCAUUAGAGCAAAGUCAAGAAUUGAUCGAGAUUACGAGCGAAGAUAAUAUUAUUCAGUAUGUGAAUCCUACAUUUGAGACCAUGAUGGGCUACAAGCGAGAUGAGCUGAUGGGUAAAGCCCUAACAGAAGUGCCUAAAAGUGACAAAAAUAAAGCUGAUCUUCUAGACACCAUCAACUCCUGCAUUAAGAUAGGAAAGGAAUGGCAAGGAAUGUACUACGCCAAAAAGAGAAACGGGGACAGCGUCCAACAAAAUGUCAAGAUAACUCCUGUCAUCGGACAAGGAGGGAAAAUUAGACACUAUGUGUCCAUUAAGAGGCCAUAUAACGAAAGCAAGUUAGGUGACCGGGUUCAAGCAGAGUCUCAAACAGACCUCCCCACUUGCAGAUACAAAGACCGAAGGAAAAGUUCCGAUGUCCGAUCCAAUACGUCACGGGGGAGCGACGCGAGCUCCCAGCCAAGGCGAUCCUCCAUUGCCAGAAUACAUUCCAUGACCAUUGAAGCUCCUAUUACAAAGGUAAUAAACAUCAUAAACGCAGCACAAGAGAGCAGCUCAGACCUGGUGGCUGAUGCGUUGGACCGGGUGCUGGAAAUCUUACGGACCACGGAGCUCUAUUCUCCCCAGUUAGGAAACAAGGAUGGACCCCACAUGAGCGACCUUGUGGGUGGGCUGAUGACCGAUGGCAUGAGGAGGCUAAGUGGAAACGAGUACAUCUUCUCGAAAAAUGUUCACUGUCAGUUACAUAAUCCUGCCUCGCUGCUCGACAUCCCACCCAAGAUAUCCCAGUCGAUGGAAAAUGAAGAAGCUUGGGAAUUUGACAUAUUUAAGUUGGAGAGUGUGACAAACAAAAGGCCGCUGCUCUAUCUGGGGCUGAAAACAUUUGGCCGGUUCGGAGUCUGUGAAUUUUUAAACUGUCCCGAAUCAACACUGAGGUCCUGGCUGCAUGUCAUCGAAGCAAACUACCACUCCACCAACUCCUACCACAACUCCACCCACGCCGCAGAUGUGCUGCACGCUACGGCUUAUUUCCUUUGUAAAGAAAGAGUGAAGCAAAGUCUGGACCAGAUGGACGAGGUGGCUGCCCUCAUCGCUGCGACCGUGCAUGACGUAGAUCACCCGGGCAGGACCAACUCCUUCCUGUGCAACGCGGGCAGCGAGCUGGCCUUGCUCUACAACGACACGGCAGUGCUGGAGAGUCACCACUCGGCCCUGGCUUUCCAACUCACCGCCCGCGACGAGAAGUGCAACAUCUUCAAAAACAUGGAGAGGAACGACUAUCGGACUCUCCGUCAGGCCAUCAUCGACAUGGUUCUGGCCACGGAGAUGACGAAGCACUUUGAGCACGUCAACAAGUUUGUCAACAGCAUCAACAAGCCCUUGGCAGCACUGGAGGAGAACCUGUCUGGGAAUGGAAGCAUCGACGGAGAAUCCUCCAGCAGCAUCCUGACCUCUCCUGAGACCCGAAUCCUGAUCAAACGCAUGUUAAUCAAAUGCGCUGAUAUCUCCAAUCCCUGCCGACCACUGGAGCUCUGCAUCGAAUGGGCCGGACGUAUUUCAGAGGAAUACUUUGCUCAGACUGAGGAAGAGACAAAGAAGGGGCUGCCUGUGGUGAUGCCGGUAUUUGAUCGAAACACCUGCAGUAUCCCCAAGUCACAGAUUUCCUUUGUCGAUUAUUUUAUAACCGACAUGUUUGAUGCCUGGGAUGUGUUUGCCGACCUGCCUAACCUGAUGCAGCAACUCGGAAUUAACUUUAAGUAUUGGAAAAGUCUAGACGAAGCAAAGCUAAGGACACUCCGGUUUCCGCCCGAACAGUGACCGGCUGCUGAUUUGUGUUUUUAUUGUCGGAGAGAGCAGCCUCUCGUCUGUUAGACGCUGUUUGUCGGGGUUCCUCGCUUUUGUGGCACAAGCCAAUGCCAGGAAGAGUAGACCUGAACAGAAGGGAUGUUUCUACACGUCAACCCUGCACUCCACUUGACUACACGUCGUGGAAUUAGCUUUUCUGAAGACACACACGCACCUACACAUAACGCACACGCAUAUAUAUAUAUACACACACACACACAUACACACACACGGACUGGGCUUGAUGCUGCAUUCAUCCUGACCCACGACAACAAUGGCUCAGGAUUCAAGAGAAGAGCGAGAGGUGGGUGUGGAUGGGGGGAGAGGAAAGGUCUAACUCACACUCGGCUACUGCAGAAAUCUGCCACACUUUGUUUAAGAAAAAAAUUAUUUGUACCUGUUUUUUUUUUGGGGUUCCUUACACUGUCUGUCCAGAGCAUACUGUGUAUCUGGCAUGCUUCUCUCAAUCUCGCCCUUUUUUUAUGUCUUGAGUCAGAGGCUUUUACAAGGAGCUACGCAAAGAAUCACAAGACUAUCACGGAGGAAAUCUCAGUGCCCAGUGAGAGGCAACAAUACAGAAGGCAACACUCCUUCAAUCCCCCAACACACACCCCCAAGCACUACUGAUCCUGGUUCAUCGAUUGAAGAAGGAAUUUUUAAAAAUAUAUAAAUAUAUAUAUAUAUAUAUAAACAAAAAUCUA
Molecule: messenger RNA, 3201 nt
Organism: Callorhinchus milii (elephant shark)
Lineage: Eukaryota; Metazoa; Chordata; Chondrichthyes; Chimaeriformes; Callorhinchidae
Gene: pde8a
Product: phosphodiesterase 8A
Biological process (GO): cellular response to epidermal growth factor stimulus; positive regulation of ERK1 and ERK2 cascade; signal transduction
Molecular function (GO): 3',5'-cyclic-AMP phosphodiesterase activity
Source: RefSeq, a predicted model, not a curated record